Messenger RNA from Cucurbitaria berberidis CBS 394.84, 2580 nucleotides. RefSeq names its product C2H2 zinc finger protein. The transcript is spliced from 2 exons. Gene Ontology annotation, cellular component: cytoplasm. NCBI's taxonomy places the organism in Eukaryota, Fungi, Ascomycota, Dothideomycetes, Pleosporales, Cucurbitariaceae. Bases 1 to 2580 code for a protein of 859 amino acids. The record is from RefSeq and is a predicted model, not a curated record.
AUGGGUAAUACCCAGGGCAAGGAAUCUCAGCCCAGCUCGCGGGGCCACGCUCGCCGCUCAAGUUCCCAUGUACCCACUUCGCCCACCACAUCGGCACCCGUCGCAGCGCCACAAGAGAGAACAGGAGGCGGUGUGUAUAGCUCGAGGAACGGUAGAGGAAGCAGGCAUGACUUAUCCUUCUUAGGCAUUAGAGCUGAACCCACUGAGCGUGAUCCUGCGCUCGAGCCGCGGCGAGAGACCAAAGCCGAGCGUGAGGCUCGUAAGCUAGAAAAAGAUCGAGCACUCAGAGCACAAGAGCGGGAACGGAGUAUUCGGGACGAGGGCGUAGACGGAGGCUAUCUGGUCACUCUUGGUGUCUACACGGGCCCAGAGGACUUUAGCAAGCCGAUUGUGCGACAAUUGCAGAUUGAGAGACGACUCGCUCCCUUCUGGAAAGGUCUCAAUGAUCACGAGGAUACCUGGACCGAGAAUCAGCUCGUAGCCGUUGUCAAUGGCCUGCCACUUCCCGCCCCCGAUGAGAUCCCACCAGAAGAGCCGUCUCGAGCGAGUAAUCGUCUCAGCCCCGCAUGGAACCCUCGUAGCUCGGAACCUAACUUGAGCAAUCUGUCAGUCCCUAUCACUUCGCGGUCCAUGUCUGCGAACUCGGAUCGCUCAGGAAAUUUAUCGCCGUCCCAUCCCGCCUUCUCCCUCCCCUCACCAGUCUCGCCCAUCUCGUCCGCGUCACCCUUCUUCCGUGGCCGCGCAAAGACGCUUGCUUCCCUCGCCUCGGGCUCUCGCAAUGCAUCGCAAACGGACAUCGCUCCGCAGGAACUCAAUCUCCCCAAGGAUCCAUACGUGAAUGGUCAACGGCUAGAGGCCUUUCUGUACAAGAACGCCGCAGAAUGCCCCAUCUGCUUCAUGUAUUACCCGCCGCACCUCAAUAAGACACGAUGUUGCGACCAACCGAUAUGCUCCGAGUGUUUUGUACAAAUCAAGCGACCCGACCCGCAUCCACCUGAGCACCAUGGAGAGGCCGAAAGUCCAUCUGCUGAGCCUCAGGAAGAGAUCCAGCUAGUCUCUGAGCCCGCAGCUUGUCCAUUCUGCGUGCAACCGGAAUUUGGCGUCACUUUUGAACCUCCACCUUUUAGGCGUGGGCUGGUUUAUAACGGACCUGGCCAGAACCCAUUGAGCAACGCAGCCUCUGCAAUGUCAUCCACAACUUCCUUGAAUUCACCAACUGUGACCUCACCAGGGCGUAGGAGAGCCACAUCACUCGCUGUAAACGACAAGACGGUCAUUACGACGGAUAUGGUUCGGCCUGACUGGGCCAAGAAGCUGGCUGAUGCAAAAGCACAUGCCUUGCGAAGGGCUGCUGCUGCGACAGCUCUGCAUAAUGCUGCCUACAUGAUGGGAAAUAUCCAACAACAGGAGAGCCGCUUUGGCCUCGGUAGACGAAGGCGGACGAUAUUCAAUAGUGACAGCGCCGGCAGCAGUGGUAUUGGGACGCCGCGACGGGAAGGCGAAGGCUCAUCUGGCCGCGCCACUGAUGGAUCAAACGACUUAUUUCCGGGUCGAAUCAGCUCGCGGCGAGGCAACAGAAUGGAUGAUCUAGAAGAACUCAUGAUGAUGGAAGCCAUUCGCCUCAGUCUCGCAGCUGAAGAAGACCGAAAAAGAAAAGAAGACAAGGAAGCGGCCAAAGAAGCUAAGAAAGAGGGCAAGAAGAAAGCAAAGGAGAACAAGAAGGUAGCGAAAGCGCAGCGCAGUAUUGGGAGCGGCUUCCAUCCCGUUGAAAUUGAUGACCUUGAGGACACAGAUGUAGGCACUUCAGCUGCAGCGGGCAAAGGCAAGGCAGUGGACCGAUCUGGUGGCCCCACCGGGUCCAAUUCCAUGACUGAGCCUCCUUCCGUCAUCAACGCCUCGACUUUGAAAGAUGAUCCACAGAAGCACCUCGAAGACAGCCGCGCACAAAUUCAACGAGGCAAGACCCCCGACUCUGGCAAUCUGGCACCGUUCGAUCCCUUCAGCGACCAGCCAUGCCAUCGUUCUGCGAUGAACAACCUCUCUAACGCUUCAUCAUCGGCCUCCUCGUUCGCCGAGUCAUACCAGAACUCCCUCCGCCAGGACAGUCAAAACAACCUAGCACCCGGCUCAGCUUAUGGGCCAAGUCCGAAUGCUUCAGGUGUAAGCUUUAGUCAAGGCGAGACACCUCCACAAGACACGCCUGACACCGAGCCUAUGUUCAACUUUCAAAGCCUUGCGGAAGCAAUCACGCCUGAAGACAGCAAGGAUGGUGGCGCUCAGUUUAUCGAAAACGUCGAGGAGAAAAAGUCACAUCCCUCCAAAACAGCACCUCUGGCUAGCGACACAGCCGCAUCAAUUAGCACGGCGAACACGGAUCGUUCGGAACCACUGGGCGAGAGUGUCAUGACACUCAAACCCACUGCCACCCCGCUGGCGCUAACGGUAACAAACGAGGACCAAGACGAAAUUACCGCUGCACCGCGUGUCGAAGUCGUACCGCACGAUCACUCUUUCGACCAGAAACAGUAUGGGAACGUAAGCAUGGUAGACAGGAUAAGUCACCAUCAAGCUACGCAGUAA